AUGUGGCACUAUAGAUGCCACCACACUAAGGAAGAGAGACGAGAACCAUGUGGCACUAUAGAUGCUACCACACUAAGGAAGGAAGGGAGACAAGAACCAUGUGGCACUAUAGAUGCUACGACACUGAGGAAGGAAGGGAGACGAGAACCAUGUGGCACUAUAGAUGCCACCACACUAAGGAAGGAAGAGAGACGAGAACCAUGUGGCACUAUAGAUGCCACGACACUAAGGAAGGAAGGGAGACGAGAACCAUGUGGCACUAUAGAUGCCACCACACUAAGGAAGGAAGAGAGACGAGAACCAUGUGGCACUAUAGAUGCCACCACACUAAGGAAGGAAGGGAGACGAGAACCAUGUGGCACUAUAGAUGCCACGACACUAAGGAAGGAAGGGAGACGAGAACCAUGUGGCACUAUAGAAGCUACGACACUAAGGAAGGAAGAGAGACGAGAACCAUGUUGCACUAUAGAUGCUACGACACUAAGGAAGGAAGAGAGACGAGAACCAUGUGGCACUAUAGAUGCCACCACACUAAGGAAGGAAGAGAGACGAGAACCAUGUGGGACUAUAGAUGCCACGACACUAAGGAAGGAAGGGAGACGAGAACCAUGUGGCACUAUAGAUGCCACCACACUAAGGAAGGAAGAGAGACGAGAACCAUGUGGCACUAUAGAUGCUACAACACUAAGGAAGGAAAGGAGACGAGAACCAUGUGGCACUAUAGAUGCCACGACACUAAGGAAGGAAGGGAGACGAGAACCAUGUGGCACUAUAGAUGCCACCACACUAAGGAAGGAAGGGAGACGAGAACCAUGUGGCACUAUAGAUGCUACGACACUAAGGAAGGAAGAGGGAGAACCAUGUGGCACUAUAGAUGCUACGACACUAAGGAAGAGAGACGAGAACCAUGUGGCACUAUAG
Molecule: messenger RNA, 921 nt
Organism: Knipowitschia caucasica
Lineage: Eukaryota; Metazoa; Chordata; Actinopteri; Gobiiformes; Gobiidae
Source: the annotation of a GenBank genome assembly